UAAUUGUAAUCAUUGGCGUCAAUACAAUGAGCACUACAUGUUGUGUUUGCGGCGAUACUAAACAAAUCGGUCGAAAUUUUGGUGCCAUUACUUGCGAGAGUUGUAAAGCGUUUUUUCGUAGGAAUGCCUUCAAAAAUAUAAUGUUAAACUGUUUCUCCGGCGGGAAAUGCAUUGUAAACGUUAACAAUAGGAGAGUUUGCCCCAAAUGUCGACUCGAAAAGUGUUUCUCAUCGGGAAUGAAGACUGAAUUAAUGAGAAGUUUAGCCGAAAAUGAAAAGCGAAAAAAUAAAAGACAAAAAGUGGACACAAAUGGCGCGAAUUCAACGCCAAUGAGCGGCGGAACCAGCGAUGAAUCCCAGGAACAAGUGAUGGCCGAAGAGGUGGAGGAAGUGGUGGACAACGAGAAUGAAUGUCAAGAAAUUGAUAAUUUAAUUCGCGAUCCGUUGAACAUCACCGACGAUGAGCUGUUCCAACACGUGAUGGACAUCAAGAGUCUGUCCGAUAGUAACGACGACUUAAUCAAUGAUAUUAAACAACGAGUCGGCAAAUACUCGACACUACCUAUGGUUAGGGUUAUCACGGAUUACGAGGGUAUCAAUCAGUUGGAGAGGCGGCGUAUCGACGACUUGUUGAACGCGUCCAGUGUUUUCAAUUACGUUAUACCCAGCGAUGGUAUAGUGUAUCAAAAUGACCAUGGUCUAAAUAAGCAACUAUAUCAGCAAUUAUAUAAAGCACAGCAACACAAUAGUCGGGCUAUAGAUGUGGUAAAUUUCACCAAACGUUUGGAGGGGUUCACAAAGUGCUGCGCCGACGACCAGUUGUCGCUCGUGAAGUACGGCUGCGUUGAACUCAUUUAUUUGCGCGGCUUUAAUAUCAGCCACAGUUUGGCCCAAUGUGUGCACAUUUUUAUGAUGUUAUUACAGGACAGCGAAACCGAUGUCUACUAUUUAUUCAAGAAGUUUGCCGAUAAAUUUGUGCCCAAUUUUGAUGAUGAUAUGAUUAUUGCCAACCUGUUGACUGCCAUCAUACUAUUUAAUCCUAAUCGCAAGGGCCUGACACAUAAAGUUAGUAUUAAACUCGAACAACAACUGUAUAUAUAUUUACUGCAAAGAUAUCUACUAUUGAAAUACGGAUCCGAAUCGCAGAUAAGACUACAGGCGCUGAUGACUGGGUUAACAGAUCUGAGAAUUGCCACAGAAUUACAUAAACACAAUAAAAUGUGUGUAAAUCACGAGAACCAUGAGUUGGCUCAUGAUUUCGGGCAACUUUCCCGAGAGAUCCAUGAAUUG
This is a messenger RNA of Medioppia subpectinata, 1289 nucleotides long. The record is from the annotation of a GenBank genome assembly. Lineage: Eukaryota; Metazoa; Arthropoda; Arachnida; Sarcoptiformes; Oppiidae.